Messenger RNA from Chironomus riparius, 2883 nucleotides. NCBI's taxonomy places the organism in Eukaryota, Metazoa, Arthropoda, Insecta, Diptera, Chironomidae. The record is from the annotation of a GenBank genome assembly.
GUCAUUUUUGCUCCACAAAUUUUAAUUAUUUUGAGCCUUAAUCGAGUGUAUUUAAGGAUUUAAAUAGUGUAAUUAAGUGAAUAAAGUAAAGAUAAACAGUUUGGACAUAAAGGUUAAGGAAUAUGGAGCAGUUUGCACCAAGAAAAACAAUUUUAGUCUCAAAACCAAACAUUUCAUAUCCCGCUUGUUGGUUUCACAUUCCGGAUGAGAAUGAAGCAGUUGAAGCAUCAAAUAUUCCAGCAUAUGACCUCGAGCAGUCCAAAAAUGGCAUGGAAAGAACAUUUCAACUAACAACUGUCCUCAAAAACAGCAAUCCAGAGGAUGACGAUUGGGAAUCAAAGAUCCUUAAGUACGGCUGGACAACAAAACAAACGAAACUAUUUAAUAAAGUCGUUCAGAUUCUUGAUUUUGAUCAUUUAGCAAGAUUAGCAAAUGUUGAUGGAAAAAGACAUGAAGUUGUUCAAGUCAGAACAACAAUAGACAAGUCUGCAGACCGUAUGAGACAUGCACUGGCUGAAGUCAGUUGGGAUACAGUCAUUAUUCAAUGGAUUCAUGCUAUAUUAAUGGAAUAUUUGCCGCCAUCAUAUUUAGCUUCUUAUUUAGACAUAAUGCAGACUUUAAAGCACAAAGUUCCGUCAUUAGUCGAUCGAAUGAUAUUCUGGAAACCUGGAAAUGUCAGUCAAGAUUUGUUGGGAUUAAUUUUAAAGCGUCCAUGGCAACCAGUGUUGAGUAAUAAGUACCGAAAGAUUCCUGGGAGUGCAAUAUUAGUCGUAAUACCACCAUUGCCACGCAUAUCAUCACAACCAGCAAGAGUCCAGCGACUUUAUACACUUUUUACAACAAUGGCACCAAUUUUACCUGUUCAACUUCAAAUAAAUCAUCUUAUGGCACAAAAGCAAAGCCUUCAAUCGAUUGCAGAACAGCUUGUGUCAUUAACACGAACUAAGAUUCAAGAAUUAAAAGCUGAGAAUCAAGAUCGUCGUAUUAUUCUCGUUGGAAUGCAUGCAUCAUCAGCUUUAGCGCUUCAAGUCUCAUUAGUUGAACAAGUUUCAGGAAUUGUAUGCUUUGGAUUCUCAUGUAAUACAGUUCAUGGUCCGAGAGGACAUCCAGAUGAUCACAUCCUCAAUUUGACAACCCCAAUAAUGUUCAUGAUUGGCCAAAAUGCAGCCAGAACUAGUGAAGAGGAAAUUGAGCAAUUUAGGGAAAAAAUGACAGCACCAUCAACAUUAUUAACAGUCGGAAGUGCUGAUGAUUAUUUGAGAGUAAGUAAGAAGAAGAGAAAGCUUGAAGGAGUCACACAGGAAAUGGUCGAUAACAUGAUUGUCGAUGAAAUUGCUGAAUUUGCUACAAAAUGCAUUCAACGUCCACUUCCUCAAAAGCCAAAAUCAAUUGCAACAUUCGGUAAUGUUACAAUUCAUCGGCAAAUUGACUCAUCUACAGGACAAAUGAGAAAGAGGAAAUCAAGUCAGAUAGUCGAUGCUGACGGAACCAUUAAAUUGGCUAAAAUGAAACCAGUCAAAAUGAUGAAACCGUCAUCGACUACAAAUUUCAAUAAUUCUGAUGCUGUUGAAAUGGCUGUGCAAAGUAUUUUACCUGAUUCUGAUGGUAGACCAGUUGCUAAGCCUGUAAUACAAAGAGCAUCAAUUGGAACUGGCGUCGCUCAAAGAUUAAAAAUUGUUCCACAAAAUCAAUUUACGACUCUGAAGCCUCAAUCGACAACCACACAGAAAUAUUAUACAAUAGAAAGUAAGUCAACAGGACAAAAGAACUAUAUAGCUGUUGCUCAACGUGCUCCAAACCGUUCACAGCCAUCUACACCUGGAAAUUCAAGACCAGCAACUCCACAAACUCAAUAUGUUACAAAUGCUCGAAUCUCAAGUGUUGGGAAGCUUCCAAUCAUGCACAAUCAGACGAGCUUUAGUCCACCAAAGUUCACAAUUGUAAGACAAGGAUCUUCAGCACCAAAUACAUCAUUUACUGCUGAUACAGAAUUGUCAGGAACGAAUAUUUUCGACAUGCCUGUUGUCUUUGCAGACAGUGAAGGAAAUAUCGAUGAAGAUUCAUCAAAUAUUUCGGAUAAUUCAGUCAUUGAAAUUCCUAGUGAUCAUUCGACAGGUGCAACAACAAAGAAAGUCAUCCUUAAAGCAUCAAAUAUUGGCACUUACGUAAAUGCAGCACCAACACAAACUGUAACAAUCACAAAGAAUAAGAAUAUCUUGAUCCAGAAGCCAUCCGUUCCUAGUAAGAUGCUCGUCCUUAAUGGAAAUGUUAUUGGACGUUCGAUUCCGGCAUCAAAUAUUGUCUUACCAAAGUCAUCGAUUCAGCCACAGCCAAUUAAGAUUCAAAAAAUUGUUACAACUGGAAGUUCUGUGAUUCCAACGACAAACAUUGAUAUGAAGAAUAGGCAGCAAAUUUCGAGCAAUAAGAAGAUUGAGAUUCUAAAUAAUCAGAUAAUUAAGCCUGCAAUGACAGUCACAACAGCAUCGACAGUUCCGAAAAGUGUUGGAUUUGUUAAUUUAGCUGAUGCGAAACCAAUUUCAGCUAAUCGAUUAUCGAUUCCAUUCUCGACAGUUAAAGGAAGUCAAGGGCAACAAAUUGUGAUUAAAACUGCAAAUUUGAAGCAGUUUACAUUGAGUGGACAUAAGCAGCUCGGAAAUUUGACUGUUAAGAAAGUGAAUGUAGUUCCAAGCACAGCAACAACAAUUGCAAGUAGUGAUCAGCCACAGCAGCCAAAAAUUAUUUUCAAAAAUGCUUAAAUUGGAUUAUUAUAAAGAUGAUAAUAAGGAAGAAAAUCGUGGUUUAUAGAUUUUUAAGAUUGAAAGCUAGUUAAACAGAUAAUAAAAAGUCAGAGGAAUUAAAAGUUAUUCAAAAUAUAUAAAAGAA